AAUCAAAUAGUCUUUUCGUCUGCCAGUUUACGUGUCUUACGACGAAAAUAUAACCUAAUAGUGAUUCUCAGACUAGUUUAUCAUUAAGCUGUAUAUUAAUCAACAGAUAUAUUAAAGUGAGCAUAAUAGUUUUAAUGCAAUGGCAAACGACAGGGAGGUACUUCGGGAAAUCUGGGAUGGCAAGAUCCCAGUCUGUUUUACUUUAAAUUCUGAGGAAAUUUGCGAUUUGCAAGGACCAGAUCCAUUUUAUCUGAUGGUACCUAGAUUAAGUUAUUUUCCACUAUGUACAGAAAAGGUCAGAAAACAUUUUAUACGGCAUAUACAAAGUGACAGUAAACAAGACCAUGAGAUGUGGCUGGAAUUCAAUGGAAUGCCAUUAAAGUGGCAUUAUCCAAUUGGUGUUUUACUAGAUAUUUAUUUUAAUGACAUUCAAUUACCUUGGAAUAUUGUCGUCCACUUUGAUAAGUUUCCAGAAAAUGUUCUAAUGCACUGUCAAAACAAGGAAGUUGUAGAGGCACAUUUUCUCUCCUGUAUAAAAGAAGCUGAUGUUUUGAAGCAUAGAGGUCAAAUUGUCUCCAGUAUGCAGAAAAAAGACCACACCCAGCUAUGGAAUGGCAUUAUGAAUGACAAAUUUGAUCAAUUCUGGUCGGUGAACGGUAGGCUUAUGGAAACCAGUACUGAAGAGGGAUUUAAAUAUAUACCUUUCCGUUGUUAUACAAGUGAAGAUAAAUACGUACAACGACUCGUAAAACCAAUGAAUGAAGAGGGCCAAAGAAAGACUUUGAAGACUUUAUUAAAUGAAGUAUUCCCAGAUCAAGAAAAUGUUACAGUGCGCACUCAUGGCAUUAUUCCACCAUUAGAGACGCCGCUUCAAUGGAUGUCGGAACAUUUAAGUUACCCAGAUAACUUCCUACAUUUAAUUGUAGUCACAUCGUAAUAUCUAUUGAGGAACAGAAAAUUCAUUAUAAGUGAUAAAAUAAUUUUUCUGUGAUUAUUAUGUACAUUGUUUAUGUUGUUUUAUGGUGUAUUUAUUUUAUAAAAAUCUUCCCAUGAAAAUUGAUAAUUAUAAAAUCAAUUGGCCUACCAAAAACUAUGAUG
Messenger RNA from Solenopsis invicta (red fire ant), 1098 nucleotides. RefSeq names its product autophagy protein 5 (gene Atg5). Gene Ontology annotation, cellular component: cytoplasm; Atg12-Atg5-Atg16 complex; phagophore assembly site membrane. The record is from RefSeq and is a predicted model, not a curated record. Bases 140 to 937 code for a protein of 265 amino acids. The transcript has 4 exons. Lineage: Eukaryota; Metazoa; Arthropoda; Insecta; Hymenoptera; Formicidae. Gene Ontology annotation, biological process: autophagosome assembly; cellular response to nitrogen starvation; nucleophagy.